Aspergillus fijiensis CBS 313.89 is the source of this 856-nucleotide messenger RNA. Its product is annotated as ADP-ribosylation factor family protein. The transcript has 5 exons. Gene Ontology annotation, biological process: vesicle-mediated transport; intracellular protein transport. The coding region runs from base 204 to 758 and encodes 184 amino acids. Gene Ontology annotation, molecular function: GTPase activity; GTP binding. Gene Ontology annotation, cellular component: cytoplasm. The record is from RefSeq and is a predicted model, not a curated record. Lineage: Eukaryota; Fungi; Ascomycota; Eurotiomycetes; Eurotiales; Aspergillaceae.
AGCUCGCUGUCCUUCUCUCUCGUCGUCCUUCUCCCUCCACAAACCCCUCCCCUAAUAACGCAUUCUCUCCUUCCAGCGACUGCAACUCCGAUCCCUAUUCGACCGGGAAACGCUCAUUGAACCAUCUCGCAACAUAAUUCUCAAUACUCUCUUAAUCUCUUCAGCAGUCUGCGACCUUCAGCGGUCGCUUAUCGUGUGUCACAAUGGGCGGUUCCGUGUCUAAGAUAAUGGGGAAGAUUUUCGGCACCAAGGAGAUGCGAAUCUUGAUGCUGGGUUUGGAUGCUGCUGGAAAAACCACAAUUCUUUACAAGUUGAAACUUACAAAUCAGGAUGUCACCACGAUCCCCACCGUCGGUUUCAACGUCGAGAGCGUUACAUAUAAGAAUGUCAAAUUCAACGUCUGGGAUGUCGGUGGUCAGGACAAGAUCCGUCCGCUGUGGAGACAUUACUACUCCGGUACACAAGGUCUGAUCUUCGUCGUCGACUCUAGCGACACUGCUCGGAUGGAAGAGGCUCGCUCGGAGCUUCACAAGAUCAUCAAUGAUCGCGAAAUGAAGGAUGCCUUGCUCCUUGUCUUUGCUAACAAGCAGGAUGUCCAGGGCCAUAUGAGUCCUGAAGACGUCACUCAGGCACUGCAACUCAACAAGCUCAAGGACAAGCUGUGGUAUGUUGCGCCCAGUGUUGCAACGGAGGGUACCGGUAUCUUUGAGGGUCUUGCUUGGCUCUCCAACAACGUCAAGACCCAACCUCAGAAAUAGAUUAUUCGCACGCCGGCCGCCAAACCCCUGCAGUCGUGAAUCGGAGGCUAUUCCAAUGCCCCAUCUCGUGUACAGCAUGCUCCAUUCCACCUACACCG